AUGAAUCGCGCCGUGCUGAUCCUGCUGACUCUUAUGGCCCUGAUCGCGGGCCCUGCUGCGGGCCAGGCGCCGUCGCCCGCGCCUGCACCGUCGCCCUCGCCAGCCCCGGGCCUGUUCGGCACGCUCUUGGGCGGCAUUACAGACCUAGCCAAGACGGCAGCGAUCGGCUUGCUGAAUGACACGGCAAGCAACACCAGCUCGACGCGCGGCAUGGUCGCCGGCAUGCUUGGUGGCCUGGUCGCGCCCAACGCCACUGGCGCUGCGUGGAGCAAAAAGGGGAGCCCCAGCCCUAGCCCCAGCCCUAGCCCCAGCCCCAGCCCCUCGCCGUCCCCCGUUGCGGCGCCUGCCGCUGCACCCAAGAGCACUGCGGGUGCCGCGACCGUCCAGACCCUGCUCGCAGGGGCGAUGGGAGCGGUGGUGCUGCUGGUGCUGUGA
Molecule: messenger RNA, 435 nt
Organism: Monoraphidium neglectum
Lineage: Eukaryota; Viridiplantae; Chlorophyta; Chlorophyceae; Sphaeropleales; Selenastraceae
Exons: 1
Coding region: 1-435 (144 amino acids)
Source: RefSeq, a predicted model, not a curated record